AUGUCGACUACGGAAUUCACAGAAGAAGAACAGAGUCGCUACGACCGACAAAUCCGUCUGUGGGGAAUCGAAGCCCAACAAAGGAUGCGUAAUGCAGCGAUUCUCGUUGUACGAUUGCAAGGCACUGCAACAGAAGUUAUCAAAAACAUCGUCUUAGCCGGCGUAGGCAGGCUCGUCAUGGUAGAUGACGCAGACGUUACUGAGGAGGACCUUGGGGCCGGUUUCUUUUUCCGAGACGAAGAUGUCGGUCAGAAGAGAGUAAUUGCUGCAAAGUCAAGAGUUGAGAGUCUCAAUCCCCUCGUGACGGUGGAGGCAAUCACAACUAUGACCUUGCUUGAUGAGGCAGAACUUGAACAAACGCUCGGAUCCGUACAUUUGGUGUGUGUGACAGAUUGGGAUCGAGAUGGUCUUAUCCGUCUAAACAACGUGUGUCGGCGACUCCGUAUCCCAUUCUAUUGCGGAGGUACCUAUGGUGUUGUAGGCUACAUAUUCUGCGACCUGCUCAAUCACGAGUACAUUGCUCCCGACCGCUCUGCUCCCAACACUGCCCAGAAAAACAUUAAAGUUACAGCCGCGUACUCCCCUCUUCGAGAUGCUCUACGUCACAAGUGGUCCGCGUUGACAAAAAGGCAAACUAAAGAACUGAAUCCUUCGGUCCUUUUCAUGAUUCUUGCGCUUUGGGAGUUCCAGUCGAUACACAAUGGAGUCCUUCCCGAUAGUGUCGCUCAGGUGGAAGAAUUAGAAACUAUAACGAACGCAAUGAUAGCUGCGGCGGACGUGAACAAGCAAGUUUUAACAACAAUUCCUAGAGACUUGGCCGAGUCAGUCUCAACGACUGCAGGUCAUGAGUUCUCUCCAGUUUGCGCGAUAGUUGGCGGUAUGUUAGCACAGGACAUCCUGAAAUCUCUUACUGCCCGAGAACCCCCAAUCGCCAACUUCCUAACUUUCGAUGGUAACACAGGAGGCGCUACCGUGGCUAGGAUGAAUAUGGCAUGA
Messenger RNA from Guyanagaster necrorhizus, 996 nucleotides. RefSeq lists its product as uncharacterized. Bases 1 to 996 code for a protein of 331 amino acids. The transcript is spliced from 7 exons. The record is from RefSeq and is a predicted model, not a curated record. Gene Ontology annotation, biological process: protein sumoylation. Lineage: Eukaryota; Fungi; Basidiomycota; Agaricomycetes; Agaricales; Physalacriaceae. Gene Ontology annotation, molecular function: SUMO activating enzyme activity. Gene Ontology annotation, cellular component: cytoplasm; SUMO activating enzyme complex.